Messenger RNA from Acaulospora colombiana, 494 nucleotides. NCBI's taxonomy places the organism in Eukaryota, Fungi, Glomeromycota, Glomeromycetes, Diversisporales, Acaulosporaceae. The record is from the annotation of a GenBank genome assembly.
AUGAAUCCCCUAAAGACGCAGGCAAAGUCGUUGAGUUAUGCCGAAUUCGAUCGGGUUUAUUUUAAAGACUCCGGACCUUUGGAGAUGAUUAAAAAUACUCAAGGUUCUUUACAAGAAAUUAGAUUUAGAACACGUGGUAUUAGAAAUAUGGUUGUCUCGAAUGUCCCCGACAUCCCUUUAAGUGUCAUUGAAGUAAUAGCAAUGACAUGCCCGAAUCUUCACACAUUUGAAGGUCACUUAGAAAAGCGAUCCAUGCUCUACUUCCAAAUGAUAUUUAAUUCAUGCGCACUCGAAGAUCUCCAUGUUUCUACUGAACCCGGAGGCAAAGAGUUCUUUAGAUCUCGGAUUCCUUUUCUUUUACCUAAAUCUCUACGAUACUUGACCAUCUCGAUAAUGGGUAAAUUCUCUCCGGAAGAUUUCGAUCGAUUUUUAAAAUCAUGUUCUGCACCCUUGAUAAACCUCCGAAUACCGAUAUCUCCUUUCAUAGAUGACAA